This is a messenger RNA of Thalassophryne amazonica, 615 nucleotides long. RefSeq names its product rho GTPase-activating protein 6-like. The record is from RefSeq and is a predicted model, not a curated record. The coding region runs from base 1 to 615 and encodes 204 amino acids. The transcript is spliced from 5 exons. Gene Ontology annotation, biological process: signal transduction. Lineage: Eukaryota; Metazoa; Chordata; Actinopteri; Batrachoidiformes; Batrachoididae.
AUGCUGAGGAUGGAGGAGGAGGUUUAUGGAGCUGGAUCACCUGCUGUGGCAAACCCUGAUGGGUGCAGCAAAAAUAAGAACUUUGAAAAGGAGGCAAGGACAUUGUCACGGUGUCCUUAUCAACUCUCUGCUUGGCAGGGUGGAGUGUCUGUGGAUUGCAUCACUGACUUGGAUGAUAACCAGUCUCGGCUCUUGGAGGCCCUCCAGCUGUCUCCCCCCAUAGAUGCAGCUGGAAAAAGGAAGAAGCGCCAUGACAAAAAGCUGAGCCUAAAUCCAAUUUACAGACAAGUUCCCAGAGUAGUGGACAUCUGCUGCCAGCACCUGGAAAAAUACGGACUUCAAACGGUGGGCAUUUUCCGUGUUGGCAGUUCCAAAAAGAGAGUACGGCAGCUUCGUGAGGAAUUUGAUAAAGGGUUGGAGGUACAUUUGGAUGAGGACCACAGCGUUCAUGACGUGGGAGCAUUGCUUAAAGAAUUCCUCAGAGACAUGCCUGAUCCGCUGCUGACCAGAGAACUGUACACAGCCUUCAUCAACACAACGUUGCUGGAUUAUUCAGACCAAGACAGCACCAUUCAGCUCCUGAUGUUUCUGCUUCCUCCCUGUAACAUAACAUAA